Molecule: messenger RNA, 678 nt
Organism: Impatiens glandulifera
Lineage: Eukaryota; Viridiplantae; Streptophyta; Magnoliopsida; Ericales; Balsaminaceae
Exons: 3
Coding region: 1-678 (225 amino acids)
Source: RefSeq, a predicted model, not a curated record
AUGGGAAUGGGAGCAGAAAAAUCCAAGCUUCACAAUUUCAAUCUUCCACCAUGUUUGAAAUGGGGAAAUCCAAGGCUUCUAAGAUGCAUGAACCAGAAACCCAAUGAAGUUAAUCCAUCUCCCGCCGCACCCAAUCGAAGACCUUCUGCUUUGAGAAUGAAGAAUGCAUCAUCUGGGAAGCCACAUGGAUCGAUCAAAAAGAAGGUGAGUUUCAACUUGUCUCCGUCGCCGUCGCCGGUGGUUGGUAGGUCAGGAUUGAGAACCAGAGUCAAUGGGCGAGAAAAAGAUCAGGGGAUUAAGGUUAUGGUUGAUCUGAAAGAAGGCCUAAAGCUGUCGAGUCCUGCGCCGGCUGAACCCGAUUCAUCUAGGCCAUGGAAUUUGAGGACAAGGCAAUCUGCUUCUAAGUCUCCAAUUGAAAGGAAUGGUGGAGGACAUAGUUUGAAUAUAUCUGGAACUGUUGGAAACAGAGUAAGACCGAAAUUUUCUAUUAGUCUUAGCAAACAAGAGAUUGAAGAUGAUUUUCAGGCAUUGAUUGGUAAGCGACCACCUUCAAAACCAAAGAAACGACCGAAGAUUGUCCAAAAAAGACUAGAUUCUCUGUUUCCUGGAUUAUGGUUGAAAGAAGUUAAAGCUAAAAUGUAUAAUGUUCCAGGAUCUAUAGAUUACAAGAAGUUGUAG